GCUCUCUCAGGCCACCGUGACAUAUCUGGGCGUUGGACUGGGGGAUGAAUAAACAGUGAAUGCACCAGAUCUGUGGUUUCAGAGAAGGACUCCGAUCCGCCAGGGAUCCCCCUUUCAACUCGACCCACGCCACGAGUGGCUUUUAGCAUCCUCUGGGAUCCUGCCCCUGCUGGAGGAACUUUAAUGCACGCUGGGCUGGCUUCCUAGGAGCUACCAUUGCCAGGAAGAGCUGCACGCUUUGGAGCUUGGUAAGUCUCUGGUGGUGAAAUCCCAGCUCUGUCAGCAAAGCCCCCACCACCAGACAAGCAAAGAGAGGGGCGCUUUCUACUGGCCUUUCUCUUCCCUGCACUGUGACUCCUCUCCAAAGCGCCAUGCAAUUUGGAGACACGCGUUUACAAGAAAAUAAGCGAGUGGCAAACAUGCGCGAUUGUAUUUGGAUGAGCCUAACACAGCAAGACCAUUAGAAAGCCAGGCGGGUGAGCGCGGGAGAAAGCAAAGAGGCAAGAGACGGAAGCAGCAGCGGCAGCAAAAGCAAAGUCUGGUGCAUUUAAAUUAGGCUGAUGCCUCUUUUCAGGACUUUGUGAAGCGCUUGGGGAUCCCGCGGGUGGAGGAGUGUUUGAGGAGCAGGGUGAAUGGUUUGGUUUCCCAGAGGAUUAAGGAGAAUAGAGGGGCGUGUAUUUCCCCCCCCCCCAACCGCUGAGGGGUGAGGAGCGAGGUUCUGAGGGGUGAGGAGCUGGGCUCACCCCAUGCGCCCCCCCCUCCCCAGCCAUGCUGCGCCCUUCGCCUUCCCGGGGCGCGCGGCGGCCACUUGCACGGUGCCCGCCGGGGCUGGCGGAGCGGGCAUUUCCCCGGCUGCAGCCGCCUGCCCCUCGGCGGAGAGCAAUGGGGCCCCUGCUCCCCCGGCCGCCGCCCUGCCAGGAGCCCGCAGGCUGGGGUGGGGGCUCGGUUGGAAGCAAGCGGAGCGCCAGGCCAGUGGCACGGAUGCCCCUGCAGCCCCCAGGCAGGGCUGCAGCCGCCUCGCCGCCCUCCGCGCACGAAUCGAAGGGGGCCGGGAGCAGCCCGCCGAGCGGAUCCUCCGGGGACGGGGUGUCCUGCACUGGGGGGUCCCCGACCCCACCCUGCCAGCGCCGCCGUGUAGGGUGCGGCCGCUCUGGGGUGCUGCCGGGACAUGCGGCUCCCCCAAGCCGUGGGCUCGCCUCUUCCCCACGUGGGCCGAUGAGACGUGCGCGGGGGGAAGUGCCGAGCCCGGCGUGAUCCAAACGGGUGUGAGUAAAAGUUCCCUGCGGCGACCGAGCUGCUUUUUUUUUUCCUGGGGGAUUAUUUAUAGCCGGCUCCGCUGCCUGGCCGGGCUCCCUCUGCCUGACCCAGGGACACACCCUGCGGCACAGACGCAAUCCUGGGCGUUGUUCCUCGUUAAAGGAGAAACUUUAUAACUUCGCGCUUUGCCCUCCUCGCCUCCCUCUCUCCAGCCCCCUGGCUCCGUUUGCCGUGGGCAAAGGGCGGGGCGCAUACCCGCACCCACCAGCUGGAUUUGCUCCUUUGCUUCGGUUUGAGCUUUUGGGGCCAGUCGAGCCUCUGGGACGCCGCUUGGUGGGUGACUAUUGCAGAGAAAUCUUUCCAAAACUUCAGCCAAAAUGCUCCUUUUGUUGCUGGGGAUCAUCGUGCUGCAUGUUGCGGUUCUGGUGCUGCUCUUUGUCUCAACAAUCGUUAGUCAAUGGCUCAUCGUUAACGGGCGUACGGCAGACCUUUGGCAGAACUGCAGCACUUUAGGGGUCCAGAGUUCCUUUCAGUGUGUAACGUCCUCCACGAACGAGUGGCUGCAGUCUGUCCAAGCUAUGAUGAUCCUCUCCAUUAUCUUCAGCGUGUUGUCCUUGUUCCUAUUCUUUUGUCAGCUGUUUACGCUCACCAAGGGUGGACGGUUUUACAUUACUGGAAUCUUCCAGAUCCUUGCCGGCCUGUGCGUGAUGAGUGGCGCAGCCAUCUUCACUGUGAGACACACGGACUGGCAGCCUGACACAAGUGAUACCUCCUUCGGCUUUGCGUACAUCCUGGCUUGGGUUGCCUUCCCACUGGCCGUCAUCAGCGGGGUGAUCUACGUCAUCUUGAGGAAGCGCGAAUAAUGAAGCAUGAGGCCAGGGGGGGCGAGACAAGGGCACUCAUGACGUCCAUGGAGGGGAUUGAGGCAGGGGAAGAAAAGACGACAAAACUUGGGGUUGGGGGGGGGGAAGUUAACCAAACCCCCACCCCCCAAAUAAAAACCCAACCAAAAAAACCCCAAAAGGAAACACACCAAGGGUUACUGUGUUAAUUGAAGAUGUAUAUAGUAUCUAUGGUUUAAAAAACCUAUUUAUAACACUUUUUACAUAUAUGUACAUAGUAUUGUUUGCUUUUGUUGAUCAUCUGCUAUGUGUUAAAGCCUAAAGAAAGUGCCUAAAGAACUAUUACUCCUAACAGUGUAACAAGAGUGCAGUAUUUUUUGGGUCCUUGUUUUUGUUUUACUCUGAAUGCGAAUGGAAUCCUCUUUGAAAGCUCCCACCUCGAGGCAACCCACCAAAGAAACCCCAACUCAGACCAGAUCCCCAGAUGGUGUAAAUCAGGGUCGCUCCAGUGGCUUGAAUGGAGCGAUGUCCAUUUACAUCAACUGAGGAUCUGCCUCCUCCCACAAGUGCCACGAUCCUAUUACCUGAAGCGCAUGUAUAAAUACCAUGCCUCAGGAAUUUAGGAGCACAUUUCACAAAUUUUCAAACCACCUAAGUGAUGUAGGAGCCCAAGUCCCAUUAACUUGCCAACCACACCCAGUUGGGAACUUGGGCUUCUAAGUCAUGUAGGCAUGUUUAAAAAUUUUACCUACCAGGUCCAUUGAAAUUUUACUGAAACAAGUGUACUUUAACCCCUUUUUCUUUUGGAAGUUUCCCCUUAGAACACCAGUGCUUUCCUGUGUUAGGCCUUGUGUAUAACAAACUCUCACAUACCCAUCCCCACACACCCAAACCACCCAAGAACUGUAGCCUACGACCUUGAAAUGUAUUUUUUCCUUGCCGUGUAGAUAAAGAUGGGAAAGAAUCAAAAACAAUAUAUAUCUAUGAAAUAAAAUACCAAAUAUGUGAAAUGGUGCUAUCUAUUUGCCAUUCCUUAUAUCACUAGCCAUUUAACCUUACUCACUGGAAAUUCAGUUAACAAUUUUAUGAGAUAAACAAAGAAGAUAGAAAUGAUAAAUAAUUCUAUGUAAUAUAAGUGGUCUAUAACUGCUUUUGUACUUAGACAAGUUGCUCUUAGUAUUAUUGUUUAAUAAAGCAUUUAUAACCAGUUUUUUUUCCCCCUCAUGGUCAGGAGUAGCAGAAACAAAUCUCUGGAUGGAACCCGCAGGUCUUCAUCCUCCGGAGUCUGGCUUCUGUAAUCCUCUUUCUGUGCUUCAGAGGUGUGUCUGGCAAUGAAUUGUAUGGGCAUUUUACUGUAGAUUCAUAUACGGUGCCUUCUGAUGCUAAGACUCCAGACAUUCUGUUUGUUUUUUACUGGUUUUUUUGCUUUGCUUUUCUGAUUUUAUACCGACUGUGUGGACUAAGCAGCAAUGAAAUAAAAGUCAGAAUAACUCAA
This is a messenger RNA of Chelonia mydas (Green sea turtle), 3594 nucleotides long. It is a transcript of the gene PMP22, whose product is annotated as peripheral myelin protein 22. The transcript is spliced from 5 exons. The record is from RefSeq and is a predicted model, not a curated record. The coding region runs from base 1635 to 2120 and encodes 161 amino acids. Gene Ontology annotation, cellular component: plasma membrane. NCBI's taxonomy places the organism in Eukaryota, Metazoa, Chordata, Testudines, Cheloniidae.